UCGCAACCCCAUCCUCGCGAUGUCACGGUGUGUUUCCGGGUCAAGCAGGCGCCAUCUUGUGAUUGUCGUUUGGCCAGCUGCUGGUUUUCUGGCGGUUUUCACACGGACCAAAGUCUUCCUUUUAACGUCUCGCUGCUCGGAGCCUAAGUUGAUCGUAGCGAUGAGUUACGGCCGAAUGCCCCCCGAUAUCGAAGGCAUGACUUCACUCAAGGUGGACAACCUGACUUACCGCACGUCGCCCGAGACGCUGAAGCGCGUGUUCGAGAAGUAUGGCAAAGUGGGCGACGUAUACAUUCCCCGGGACCGCUUCACCCGGGAGAGCCGCGGCUUCGCCUUCGUCCGCUUCCACGACAAGAGGGACGCCGAGGAUGCUAUCGACGCCAUGGACGGCGCGAUGCUGGACGGCAGGGAACUGAGGGUGCAAAUGGCGCGCUAUGGUCGCCCAGCCGAGUCCCACCGCCGAGGAGGCUCGUCCCGCCGCUACAGCGGCGCCUACGGCAGGAGAAGCCGCAGUCCUAGAAGACGACGUCGAUCCCGUACAAGGUCCAGAAGUCGAACUAGAUCAAGAUCUCGCUACAGCAGGUCCAGGUCUCGUUCCUAUUCUCGAUCUAGAUCUCGUUCCAAAUCUAGAUCUGUUGAAAGAUCAAGGUCCAAGUCAAAGUCUAAAUCAAAGUCAAGGUCUCGGUCUGUAUCAAGAUCAAGAAGUGGAUCGCGAAUGUCUCAAGGAUCAAAGUCAAAAUCCCGGUCUAAAACCCCCAUAUACGCAAGAUCUCCACAGAAAGAUGGAAUUGAAUCACCGUAAAAAAGUGGUAAAUUGCACCAAAGAGGGGUGCUGGCCUGGGGGAGUUGCUGUGCCCAGCAGUGUGAGAGCUGAAUGAGCAAACAGUUGAAAUAAGACAGUUGCUGAAGUCAUGAUGCCAAGGUGCUGCUGCUUCUGAUAAUUUGGCUCCUUCACACUUAAGGCACAGUAACUUAUUCAAAUCAUUUUUCCUAGUUUUUUCAACCACAUUCAGAUUUGAAUAGCAGCAGGAGAAAUCAAGUAAAACAAUAUAGUACUUAAUUAUAUUUAUUUUAAAGAGGUAGCAACAUGGACAUUCAUAUUUUUUUUUUAUAAAAUGAUAUAUGCUGCUGGUUCCUCUUGUGGCUUGACAGACUUUGUGAGUCCUAUGCAUUCAAAUCUUGUGAAUAAUCUUCUUGUCUGAAGCUUAAUGGCAGGUGAUGAUUUGAUUCUGAAAAAAAAAUCAAGUAUACCCACAAAAAAUGGGUAUAAUGUAGGAAGAAUGUGAAUGCCUGAAAUUGGGGGGGAAAAAGGUUCAUGUUUCAGAUUGAGGCCACUUGUUGUGCUGAACAAAGUGAGAAUUUGACCACUCCCUCCCAAUUUUCUCACCUUCAUUUUUUAUUUUGGAAGGAGUACAAAUAUGGGCAGAAGAUAUUUUAAAGAUUGAAGUAGAUUAUGGAUCAUGUGGGAAUUUUAUUUUUCUAAUUUUACUGAAGGUUUUACACGAGUAGACCAAUGAAAUCACCUAAUUCCUCAAAACUCUAGAGAAUACAGACCCAGUUUCCGCAAUCACUUUUGAAAUUAUGCAGCUAGUUGUGGACGCAAUAACAAUACUAUCUUGAAUUGCUUUUCUGACACCUAUUUCCAGAGUAAGCUUGAACACUGUCAACAAUGCGCCUUGUCCUCAACCUUGCUUUACCACUGAUUACCUUCACCAGAAGAGUAAUUGUUAACUAAUACAAUUGUAGGCAUCUCACAGGUCUUCUUUUAGUGGUUAUGCUAUCUUUUGGUCAAGUGGUCACUUCGCUGUCUGUCGUCCACUCUUGAGUGACUGCUACUCUUAAGUGCUUGUACCUCAUGCACUUCUUUUUACCCUGUACCUUUUCUAGCACGCAGAACUUCACCCUUUUCAGCUACUUUCUCACCCACAUUUCUUUCACACCGAAUUUCAGCCUGCAACAACUAACCAACCAUUUCUGUAAUCAAGCAGUGAAACCUCUAUAACACCUUUCUGAUGUUUGAGUGCUUAGCAGUAGUGAUCUAUAUUUUUGUGACACUUGUGGUUUGAGGACUUUGAGGGAUUCCGUGCACAAUCAAUAUCUUAUAGUUUUUAAAUUCAGUGUUUGGUUCAAUACAUGCAUUAAUAUAUUGCAUAAUUUAAUACUACUUUUAACCACCAAAUGGUAAAUCUCAAACUACUUAACUUUCUUCAUGCUAUCUCUCGUUUUGCAUUACAGUAGGUUAUCUUGUUUCAUUUCACAGUUCCCAUUUUUGGAAGUAAAAUGUCCAUGAUUUAAAUACUCUAUAUCCUGUUAUAAAAUUGAAAGUCAUUAUCUUCUAUUUUAAAAAUAUUUUUAUUCACAAUUCAGUUAUUUUGGCUUUAAAUACUUUUUAAAUAGAAAACAACUUGGUUCACAAUGCAAGUAGUUUUUUGGACUUGUGCAUUGCUGAUUGCUGCAGAUGUUCAAUGAAUGGUGAUGCUGCAUCUUGCUACCAUGAUAGCACCAGAUUCUGCACAAUUAUGUCCUAUGAAUCUCUUAACCCAAGUAAGAUUUGAAUUUAUUAUAACCUAAAAUUUGACAAUCAAGAAUUUAAUAUAUUUUUGGUGUGAUUUUUGGCAAGGUUGCAAAUAUUGCUCAACCCUGGUUGCAUUGAGAUUGCGGUGAUGGAUCACCUUUAAUUGCUGUAGUAUUUGUCGUGGAAUCAUAGAAUAGUACAGUUCUGAUGCUCGAGUGGUGUUGGGCGGGCAUUUGAGAUUUUUACCCAGCAAUGAUGAAGCAAGCUAUUUUUUAGUCCCAAGUCAGAUUCCUUUUGUGUCUCUGGAAUCAUGAUGAUGUAUCCAUGAUUUUGCUUCUCAUGUUCUUCAGGGUGGUAGAGGUCUUGUGGCAGGUAGGUGCUGUUGGAGUAAGCUUGGUGAGUUGAUAUACUGCAUCCUGAGGAUUAUAUGUACUGCAGUCGCAACAAUACACUGGUGAAGGGAUGGAUAUUGAGUUCACUGGCAAGGGUGCUGAGCAAGCGGAUUACUUUGUCUUGGAUAGUGCCACUUCAGUUUUGUUGUGGCUGCAUCCACCCAGGCAACUGGUGAGUAUGUUAUCAAGCUCCUGACUUUCAAGUGUGGAGUUAAUAUAGCUGUUGAACUCUUGGUUUAAUACUACUAUUACAGUGCAGUCAGAAUUAGUGGAUAAAAUCAGCUCCACUUUGUCAACUGUUGAAAGGAUUGUAUUUAAAUGAUGACAUCUACCAUUUGUAAAAUUUUGUCUUCUAAGUAAUAUGAUUGAUAAUUACAUCUGCAUGACCGAUGAGUAUUUUAUUCAACUUGGUGAUAAUGUGUAUUGCCAGAUGUUGCCAGCAUCCGUUUUCUCUUUCCUCUGCAUGACAAAGUUGAUUAUUUGAUUUAACUUGAAGAUUUGUUUUGUAAUUUAAUAAAUCUUAAAGUGGUUACAAAAUGAAACAAAAUAUUUACAAUAUUUUGAUCACUACUAUAUUUACAAUGAAAUAUUAAGACAUCUCAAAUUUUAGGUUUUGUAGAUAGUACUGUCGGCUUUGAUUGUGACAGUGGAGAUAUCAAGAGUUGUUUACUGGUACUUAGUGAGAAAUUGCACAUGACUAGAAUUGAAAACUGCACUUUGUAAAUAAUUUUUAUUGGGUUAUGUUCAAUGCUCCAGAAAUCAUAAUAUUAAUCUGUUUAUGCAGAAUUUUAUUUGCAUGUUUUCAAACCUUUAAAAAAAGUUUUUAAUUAAUUUUCCAUUCAGCUUUGAUACUAGCUACUUUACUAUUUCCUGUGCAAACGUUUUGACAUGAUGGCAAAUUAAACUUUUGUACCAGAGGCAACCUUAUCUUCAGUGAGGCACACAUUCAGACUUUGAGUGUAGAAAUGUUGUGGAACCUUUUUUUUGUUACUUAAUUGUUCAUAUCUAAUAUCAUGUGACCUGAACGUUUUUCCCAACAAUCCCAUAAAUAUGAAUUUAAUUGAAUGUACUCUUUGGGGAAAGUAUAUUUUCAGAAUUUAGUUAUCCUGUUAUGAGAAGAAAGGAAAAGCUUGUGUUGAUCAGGCGUUUGAACUAAGUUUAACUUCUACAAUUCUAGUAAGCAAGGUUAUUUUGGAUGUUUUUAACAUUUUAUGCAGUAGAUUAUUUUUUAAAUUUUGACUUGUCUUUUUGUUCUAGAUAUUCUGGAUGGCUGGAAGAUUUACAUGGUAGAUGCCUUGCAAGAAGUAUCAGCUCUUGCCAACUGUUUAGAUGAUGGAGAGACCUUCCUAAAAUAAGCAGUGAACUCCUUAAAAGGCGCAGUUGUGUAGCAGUUCUGUAAAGCGGGUUAGCUGUAAGGUGGCGUGUUGCAGUGCAGUGCAGAGUGCUUGGCUGUGUCCUGUAUUCUCCUGAUUGCUCCUGUAAUGAUGCCUUGACGUGCAGAAAAUAUGGCUGUCCAGUAAAAUGCCUGUCAGCUGCACCUCCAGAGACGUGGCUGCGUGUAAAUUAUGGAGCAGGCAGUAAGCACCUUUAGCUACCUUGUUUUUGUACUUGGUAAUGUGGUUUAUCCAUUUCCACAUGGAAUACACUGUUUAGAAUGCUGUUAAUUUUUGAAAUUGAGUGUAAUUAACAGUUUUGUUUGCUUCAAUACAUGAAUCCUGUACAACUUGUAAUAUUAAAAAAAAUUUUCUUGGUGUUAA
Chiloscyllium plagiosum (whitespotted bambooshark) is the source of this 4664-nucleotide messenger RNA. The record is from RefSeq and is a predicted model, not a curated record. NCBI's taxonomy places the organism in Eukaryota, Metazoa, Chordata, Chondrichthyes, Orectolobiformes, Hemiscylliidae.